Anolis carolinensis (green anole) is the source of this 2664-nucleotide messenger RNA. It is a transcript of the gene slc35d4, whose product is annotated as transmembrane protein 241. The transcript is spliced from 15 exons. Lineage: Eukaryota; Metazoa; Chordata; Lepidosauria; Squamata; Anolidae. The record is from RefSeq and is a predicted model, not a curated record. Gene Ontology annotation, cellular component: Golgi apparatus. Bases 134 to 1024 code for a protein of 296 amino acids. Gene Ontology annotation, molecular function: antiporter activity; GDP-fucose transmembrane transporter activity.
CGCCCAUUGGAGGAGACGCACCGGCAACGUGUCCCUGUCAUGGCAGCUGCGUUCUGCCUGGUUCCUUGAGCAGAUGGCCAUAGGCAGGCAGCGCCUUACUUCCUCUGCGUGGACCGACGAAAUGCUUUGACUGAUGCAUUUAAAGAGACCCGCAGCUGGUCUCGCCUUCUGCUUGUUCUUCUUGGCCUCUUAUUUCACCAACAAGUAUGUCUUGUCUGUCUUGAAAUUCACCUACCCUACUCUUUUCCAAGGAUGGCAGACACUAGUUGGUGGAUUUCUCCUACACAUUUCCUGGAAGAUCGGCUGGGUGGAAAUCUCCAUCAGCUCAAGGUCAGAUGUUCUGUCGUGGCUUCCAGCUUCUGCACUUUUUGUGGGCAUUAUUUAUUCAGGUUCCAGGGCCUUAUCCAGAUUGCCAAUUCCUAUCUUUCUUACCUUACACAAUGCUGCAGAAGUUAUAACAUGUGGAAUCGAAGCAUUUGUGCAGAAAGAGCAGAUAUCUUCCAUUAAAAUAUGUAGAGUGCUGACUCUUCUGGUGGCAGCAGGGUGCCUUCCUUUGUAUGAUCCACAGUUUGAUACAGAUGGCUACUUUUGGGCAUUCAUACAUGUGCUGUCUGUUGGUGCUUACAAUGGUUAUCACAAGUCAUGGAACCCUAGUUCUCUAAGUAUCUCAGAGCAACAAUAUAUAAACUAUGCAUUCAGCAUGGUGAUGUUGGCUUUUGCAUCCCACCCAACAGGGGAUCUCUUCAGUGCCUUGGAAUUUCCAUUCCUCUACUUUUACAGGUUUCACAGCAGUUGUUUUGCCAGUGGAGUACUGGGAUUUUUUCUGGCUCUUCAUACCAUGAAACUUAAAAACAGCACAUCAGUUGGACAGUAUGCAGCUUGGAACUUCCUAGCAAAGGUUAUCACAGCUGGCCUAUCUCCAUUCUUCUUUGAAAUUACAGUGAAUGUACCUACCAUCUGUUGCCUUUUUCUUGCGGGAUUUGCAGAAGUCUUGCUUCUCUACACUGAAAGGAAUGGCACGUGAAUGCAAGGGUCGGGGAAGAUGAAGAAAAUAGUGAAAUAAUUUUCAUCAGAAGUAACACUGACAAUGGCUAAAAAGAGAAAGUAAAUGUGAAAAAUAACAGGAGAUGGAGUGCAGGCAGGCAAUUUUUGCACACUGCAGUCCUAUACAUGUCUAUUGAGAGGGAAGACCUGUUGAACACAAUGGGACUUGCUUCUAGGUAAUAGUGUAUAGGAUUACAGUCUUAAUGCCUCCUUCUUACUUUUUCUGCACAAUGUGGUGAAUAGAAAGAUGAAGUUUGAUUAAUGUUUUUUCAGCUGAACUACAUUGUAGGAGCUCAGCUAGGCUGGAAUCUUUCUCUCCUUAAAAUUAUUUACACAUUCCAUGCUGUAUAAAACACUUCAAUACUACUCUGGUCAGUGAUUAUGACCUCUUUAUGAGAAGAUGGAAUAUCAGACUAUAUUCUUCCUUAUGGAAGAGAAUUAGCAAGUCUCUGCCAAAUUCCAGGGUGGCAGUAUUUCAUUUUAACCCAGAGCACACGUUAUUAGUAUGUUUACUCCUUCCCUGUGUGGUAUCCAAUGCUGACAACAGCGACAACAAAAACUGAAGAAGGAAAAGCAUGGAGGAAUUGUGGAUUACAUGGGAUAGUACGUUGCAAUUACUAUACAUAUCUGGCCUCCCAUACCUUUGAUAUAUUGACAUCUUGUGAGACCCGUCCUCCUCACACCCUAUUUACUGUACCUGGUUACUUCAGGAAAGUAAGUAGAAGAUAGGGGAAAUCUGACUGGGUUUGAAAACAGUAGCGUCUAAUCCAAACUAUGAAACAACUGAAGCCACCACAGGGCUUUUAAAAAGACAUGGUGUUAUGCUAUUAUGAGUGCGCUAUUAUCUCUAUCAUUUUUCACCACUGAAUAAGGUGGCCGAGAUUGAUGGGACCUGGAAUUCAGAGACACCUGAAGACUUAAAGAUUUCUGAGCCCCAAUGACGAGAGAGAGAAACCUGCGCUGUGCUAAAGUCACCUUUGAUGUCAUGACUAUUUGAAGAUUAAGUGAUUAAGUUUUAUACCUAUGCAUACCCGAGUAGAAGGAAUUCCUGUUUGCCUUGAGUUUAAGCACAUGGAGGAUUGACAUGGAUGAGCCAUAUUCUAUGAAAGCAAAAGCAAUGUCUGAAAUGUCUUGUAAGAAAGUACCCAUUCUGUAGGAUAUUCCCUUCCUUGAGUUGCACAUUGCUCUCUGGGAGGGAACUAAAUAUCUACCACUGCUUCAUAGCACAAGAAAAGUUUUCUUUUUUAUGGAACAUGUAUGUAUUUGGGAACUGUGGUAGGGACCAAAGGCUGAGUGACCUUAAGCACUGUGAACACACUGUUCUAUCUGAAGUAAAUCUAAUUGUAACCAGCAUAGAUUUGAUUUAUUCACCAGUAAGUUGGAGCUAUUGGAAGUCUUCCAAUGCUUCCACCUUCAGUUCUACUCUCUGCUUUAUGCUGCCAGAGGUCAGAGUCUGACUUGUUUAGUUCAAGAUUGAGACAUUUGUUCUCACCAUGUUCUCAUCAGAGAACAAGAAACCACAAUCCGAUGCGUGUCCAGGGGCCCAUGAAAAGCCCAGCUACAAUUCUUUUACUACAUGAAAGCUACACUGAAUAUAAAAUCAUUAACAAAUCAUUCUUA